GUUCCUGCUUCGUACUAGGAUGGAGCCGGAAGAGGGGACGCCCUUGUGGCAGCUGCAGAAAAUUCCAGCCGAGCUGGGCCCGCAGCUUCUUCACAAAAUAAUUGAUGGCAUUUGUGGCCGAGCUUAUCCUCUCCACCAGGAUUAUCACAGUGUUUGGGAUUCAGCAGAAUGGAAGAAUGUUCUAGAAGAUAUUACCAAAUUUUUCAAAGCUGUAGUUGGUAAAAAUUUAUCUGAUGAAGAGAUAUUUCAGCAGUUGAAUCAGUUGAAUUCAUUUCAUCAACAAGCUGUCAUGAAAUGCUUGAAAAGUAGGAAAGAUGAAAUCAAGCAGGCUCUGUUAGAAGAAAUAGUUGAUAUUUCUUCUGCACAGCUACAGGAUUUUGAUUGGCAGUUGAAGCUUGCACUGUCUAGUGACAAGAUUGCUACUUUACAAAUGCCACUUUUAAACCUUCAUCUAGACAUAAAAGAAAAUGGUGAAGUCAAACCAUAUUCUGUUGAAAUGAGUAAAGAAGAGCUGCAGAAUCUAAUAAAUUCCUUGGAAGCAGCUAAUAAGGUGGUCCUGCAGUUGAAAUAACCAACACUCUGAGAUUCUACUGCUACCCCAGAUGCGGCCAAGUGAAUACUGUGUGUUCAGAAUACCUGCGCUGUACUGACUGUUUUGCUAUGCUGAGAAAGCAGCAUGUUGGGCUUACAGAGAUGAAAAUAUACCCGCUUCCCUGCAGAACAGGAAAUGACAUGGUCGACAGGAAAUGCAUAAAAAAUGAGAGAUGAAAAAGCUCUAAUAGCAGUUUAUAUUUUCAUAAUGGCUGUUUUGCCUCAUUUAUUAAAUAUUUGAGAAACCUUUAUAGAUACACAGUUUUAUUGAAAGCUAAAAAUAAGCUCUAAAGUAAUGUAAACGUACAAAGCACAAAUCUACUUGAAUGUUGCUUAAAGGAAUAUAUGAAUAACAAGGAUGUGUAUUAUGGAUAUAUAUGAUUAAUUUGUAAUAUUUUAAAAAAUAACUUUUAAAGAAUGUAUGAGCUGCAUAUAUAACUCAGGAGAUUCCAUAUCUAUUUCAAAGGAAAGAUUAUAAAAUACAAAAUUUCUUAGAGAAAGAAGCUCCUCUUCAGACAUGAACAAGAAAAAAUAAUUAAAAUUGUGUCAACAGUUUUGAGUUUAUGAAUUCUAGAGAUUAAAAUCUUUUACUCGAGUGGGAAAAAAUGAAAGUAACACUGUUACUUCUGCACUUCUGUGUCUGAUUGGGAGGCUGUGCUUCGUUAAAAAGAAUCGAUGUCAUUGCAUAGUGUAUAUAUAGCUAUUCAGGUAUCAGCUGAGAUUAAAUAUAGGUCCAUUUUUGUUACAGACUUUUAAUAUUGAAGUUAAUAGUUUGGGGUGUUAACUUCACUGGAAAACAAACCAUUUUUAAUUUCAGUUAACUAAAAACAAGCAUUCUGAACAAAUAAAAAAUGUCAUUUUACUUUUACAUAUUGCUUUAUUUCAGAAGACUUUCUACAUAAUGCAGUGACCCGUAAUUAAUUGGUACCUGCUGUUUGCGAGCUUAAUUGCUCUUUAGAGCAUCAGACUAUUAUUUGAGGUGUUCAGAACAGUUAUUACUAUUUCUCAUCAUAGAGAUGAAGAUAGGCUUUGAGAGCUUAAAAAAAAAUACCUGCUCGUGAUCUAGGCAGUGCUCCUCAAAAUGUGUCUGUAGACUAAUGCCAGUCUUCUGUGCACUGUUUGUUACAGGUCAGGGAUUAGAUGAGGAGCGCAUGCCAGAGUGUUCAUCAAUAAAUUGCUUUUCUCAUUGAGAGAUGUUGAUUAUGGAAAAAAUAUCAGCUGAACGAAACAGUGUGCUUAGGGAGGUCAUUGACUUACUCCCUGUGCAAGUUCCUUAUGUCACGGACCGGUAGCGGUUUGCAGGCGAGCACUUUAAAUAAUGCAGAUGAUCGCUGAUGUACGAUGGUUUGACUUAGGAUUUUUUUACUUCACUGUGGUGGUAAAACAACCUGCAUUCAGUAGAAACCAUACUUUGAAUUUUGAUUUUUUUUUUAACACAUUUUGCAUUUUGAUCUUUUCCUGGGCUAGCAAUAUGCAGUCCAACACUCUUUUCUGAUGUUGGGCAGCGGCAGCCCCGCAGCUCCCAGGCGGCCAUGCGGUCACAAGUAAACAGCUGAUAUCCUGACAACCAUCCUUUACCCAGACAACCUUCUGUUUCUCACUUUCAGUAUAGUAUUCAGUAAAUUACAUGAGGUAUUCAACACUUCAUUAAAAAAUAGGCUUUGUGUUAGAUGAUUUUGCCCAACUGGAGGCUAGUGUAAGUGUUCCGAGCAUUUAAGGUAGAGUAGGCUAAGCUGUGAUGUUCAGUAGGUGAGGCAUAUUAAAUGCGUUUUUGACUUACAGUAUUUUCAGUUUAUGAUGGGUUUAUUGGGAUGUAAACCCAUCAUGUUGAAGAAGAUCUAUACUGAUUUAAGGUCCUUUGGAAUUUCAACCCUCCAUUUUCUUCCUUUGAUAAGCAGAAAAUCUUGCUCUACUUAUUCUUCCUCUCACCACCUUAUUUAUCACUCCAUUAGAAUAUUUAACCACUUUAUUGAAAUCUCACCAAUAUACUGUAAACCUCACAUAUUUAAAGUGUAUAAUCUGGUAAGUUUUGACAUCUGUACACCCAAGAAAGCAUCACCUGUCAGGAUGGUGAACAUGGCAGUCACUCCCAAAAGUUUCCUCCUAUUCUUUUGUAAUCCCUGCUCCUGUGCCCUCCCCCACAACCCCUGAUCUACUUCCUGCCACUCGUAGAUUUGUUCACACUUUUCAAGAAUUUAAUAUUAGUGGAAUCAUACAGUAUGUACCUUUUCUUUUGAUCCAGCUUCUUUCAGUAUUGAGUUCAUCUGUGUUGUUGCAUAUAGCAAUAGUUCAUUCCUUUCUCUUUUUGAGAAGUAUUCAGUUGCAGAGUUUUACCAUAAUUUGUUUAUUCACAUGUUAAAGGAUAUUUUUGGUUGUUGAAAAUUUUUAUGGCCAUUACAUAACACAGAAUCCUGUGAACAUUCUUGUGUAAACCUUUGUAUGGACGUGUGCUUCCUUUGAGUGAAUACUUUGAGGAGUGAAAUGUUUCCAAAGUGAUUUUACCAUUUUACAUUCCAUCCCACAGUCUGAGAGUUCCACCUUCACCUGUUUGCUAACACGUGCUUUGGUCAAUCUUAAUUUCAGCUGUUGUAAUAAGUGUGUAGUCAUAUCUCAUUGUGGUUUUAAUUAUAUUUAUUUCCCUAACGAC
Molecule: messenger RNA, 3238 nt
Organism: Neomonachus schauinslandi (Hawaiian monk seal)
Lineage: Eukaryota; Metazoa; Chordata; Mammalia; Carnivora; Phocidae
Gene: COMMD8
Product: COMM domain containing 8
Exons: 5
Coding region: 20-571 (183 amino acids)
Source: RefSeq, a predicted model, not a curated record